This is a messenger RNA of Tachysurus fulvidraco (yellow catfish), 485 nucleotides long. It is a transcript of the gene uqcr10, whose product is annotated as cytochrome b-c1 complex subunit 9. Lineage: Eukaryota; Metazoa; Chordata; Actinopteri; Siluriformes; Bagridae. Gene Ontology annotation, biological process: mitochondrial electron transport, ubiquinol to cytochrome c. Bases 28 to 213 code for a protein of 61 amino acids. The transcript has 2 exons. The record is from RefSeq and is a predicted model, not a curated record.
UCCUCCUUCUCAAACACAUCGACUAUCAUGGCGCUGGUGAGGAACGUCUAUAACCUGCUGUUUAGAAGAACAUCGACUUUCGCCAUCACCAUCAUGGUGGGAGCUGUUUUAUUCGAGCGAGUGUUCGACCAGGGUGGAGAUGCGUUAUUCGACAGUUUAAACCGGGGGAAACUGUGGAAACAUAUUAAACACAACUAUGAGAAGGAAGAGUGAGCAGAGCGUCACCUAACUUCGUCUCUUGAUGAACACCCAGCCACCAUCACCACCGUCUCCUGGUUCCUGGGGAAAAGAACUCCACUUUGGCAGCAUUUCUAAUGUCAUCCUUUGUGGCUUUAGGGUUCGGAGAGACUGUGUUGUGAUCAUCUUGGAAUACUGAGAACCAUCAACGUGCCCAUGAAUAUUCUAUUAUAUAUCUUGUAAGCCUCACAUUUUGUAAAUGUACGCUUAAAUUAAGUCCAUGGUAAUAAAUCUGACACAAAAAGCUA